Frieseomelitta varia is the source of this 2326-nucleotide messenger RNA. Its product is annotated as glycine-rich cell wall structural protein-like. Lineage: Eukaryota; Metazoa; Arthropoda; Insecta; Hymenoptera; Apidae. The transcript has 4 exons. The record is from RefSeq and is a predicted model, not a curated record. Bases 31 to 2079 code for a protein of 682 amino acids.
CGAUCGGGAUAGAAGAAUCGAUCGGACAUCAUGCCGAGAUAUCGAGCCAUCGGCAUUUUCGCCUUGCUGGCGCUCCUCUGCGUUCACGCACAAGCCGCAGAGGCCAGAUCGAAACGUAAUCCCCAUGGAUCCUACGACGGGAGUAAUUUCGUGAAAUCUCUCGCUGGCCUCGGUGGAUUGGGAGGUGGAUUGGGAGGUGGAUUUGGCGGAGGAUUUGGCGGAGGAUUCGGCGGCGGUGGCGGCGGCGGCGGCGGAGGUGGUGGCGGCGGAUUUGGCAGUGGCGGAGGAUUUGGUAGCGGUGGCGGUUUCGGUGGUGGCGGUUCUAAGGGAGGAGCCGGCUGUCAGACUGGCGGUUGCGGAGGUGGCGGCGGUCCUGGAGGAUAUGGUGGUUCAGGAUCUGGUGCUGGCGGACACGCUGGUUCGGGAGGAGGUGGUUGUCAAACGGGAAGUUGCGGACGCCCUGGAAGUGGCGGUCCUGGAGGAUAUGGUGGAGGCUUAGGAUCUGGCGGAGGUGCUGGAGGAUUCGGUGGUUCAGGAGCUGGCGGAGGUGCUGGAGGAUUCGGUGGUUCAGGAGCUGGCGGAGGUGCUGGAGGAUACGGUGGUUCAGGAGCUGGCGGAGGUGCUGGAGGAUACGGUGGUUCAGGAGCUGGCGGAGGUGCUGGAGGAUUCGGUGGCCCGGGAGCAGGUGGUUGUCACGGUGGAAGUUGUGGAGGUCCUGGAGCUGGCGGGCCCGGAGGAUUCGGUGGUCCAGGAGCAGGUGGUUGUCGCGGUGGAAGUUGUGGUGGUCCUGGAGGUGGCGGGCCCGGAGGAUUCGGUGGUCCUGGAGCAGGUGGCGGCUCCGGAGCCGGAGGGUACGGAGGAUCCAGUGCUGGAAGUCAUGCGGGAUCCGCUGCAGUAAUAAAAACCGGCGCUAGCAGUGGUGCUGGUGGAUAUGGUGGUGUGGGCGUUGGACCUGGUGGCCACGGUGCACCUGGUGCCGGAGGUGGACCUGGUGGAUACGGUGGAGCUGGUGCCGGAGGUGGAGCUGGUGGAUACGGUGGAGCUGGUGCCGGAGGUGGAGCUGGUGGAUACGGUGGAGCUGGUGCCGGAGGUGGAGCUGGUGGAUACGGUGGAGCUGGUGCCGGAGGUGGAGCUGGUGGAUACGGUGGAGCUGGUGCCGGAGGUGGAGCUGGUGGAUACGGUGGAGCUGGUGCCGGAGGUGGAGCUGGUGGAUACGGUGGUGCAGGUAGUGGAGCUGGAGCUGGUGGAUACGGCGGUGCAGGUAGCAAAGCUGGAGCUGGUGGAUUCGGAGGAGCAGGAGCUGGUGGAUACGGCGGCGCGGGUGGUGGUGCCGGGGCAGGUGGAUAUGGUGGAGCAGGAGCCGGAGGUGGAGCUGGUGGAUACGGUAGCGCAGGUGGCAAAGCUGGAGCUGGUGGAUUCGGAGGAGCUGGAGGUGGUGCUGGUGGAUACGGCGGAGCAGGAGCUGGUGGAUAUGGAGGUGCAGGAGCUGGAGGUGGAGCUGGUGGAUACGGUAGCGCAGGUGGCAAAGCUGGAGCUGGUGGAUUCGGAGGAGCUGGAGGUGGCGCUAGUGGAUACGGAGGUGCAGGAGCUGGAGGUGGCGCUGGUGGACACGGUGGAGCAGGAGCUGGAGGUGGCGCUGGUGGAUACGGUGGAGCAGGAGCUGGAGGUGGAGCUGGUGGAUUAGGUAGCGGAGGAGCAGAUGGCAAAGGUGGUUACGGUGGUUACGGAGGAUCAGGCGCUAGCUCCAGCGCCAGCGCCAACGCCAACGCCAAUGCUUUCGCAAGCGCCAGCGCUAGCGCUAACGCUAACGCUCUUGCUGGUUCAAAUGCGUAUGCAUCUGCUAGUGCAAACGCAAACGCUGGCUCCGGAGGUCCUGGAGGAGGAUUCGGCGGUCUCGGCGGUCUCGGUGGUCCCGGUGGGCACGGAUACGAUAUCUUCUCCCGCUCGGGCGACAUCGACGAGGGAGUGAGUAAGAGCGGCACCGUGGAUAAGGCCAAAGGUGUCUACAGCAGCAGCGGAGCCAGUCUCGACUCUUCUGGAAAAGGAACGUACAAAGUAUCGGCUGGAAAAGUGGUUUAGACGAUCUCGUCGAGGGGGGAAUAUUAUUCAAGUCCUCGCUAACACGAUAAGAGGACCAGCUGAAGUUUGAUCUGUGAUCGGACGUAAAAGAAUUUGCACGACUCAUCGGAGACUUGCCCGAAAUUCAUGGACCGUUGUUCUUAACAUUUGUUGUAUUCACGAAUGAAUAAAACGCGCGAGCGAGUCUCUUACGACUUUGAACAUUACGUAAUCUGUGCAGUUCGAAUAAACGAAUCAUUCCUAUUUA